GGCAUGUCAGAGGCUGACUCGCUGGGACCAGGAGCUUGGGCUAGAAACGUCUAGGCUGAGACAGAGGCUAGCUGCUCUUGCCCGAGGCUUCCGAAAGCUCCCCUCGGGCGCUGGGUGCCUACACCUCGCUGGACUAGCGUUUUCCCCCGGAACUUGCACACUAACCACUGGACAGCAUGCUUGGGGUUCUCCUUCUAGGUGUGCUGGCUCCAGCCGGCCUGGGGAUCUCCCCAGCAGCCAAGUUGCAGUCCAGAGGCAGUCAGUGCGUGGAAUACGAGUGCUUCGCGCUUUUCCAGGGCCCCUUGACCUUCCUCGAUGCCAGCAGUGCCUGCGAGAGCCUACAAGGACAUCUAAUGACAGUGCGCUCCUCAGUGGCUGCCGAUGUCAUCUCCCUUCUGCUGAGCGACAACAAUAGUAUGAACUCACGUCCCUGGAUCGGCUUACAGCUCCCACAGGGCUGCGGCGACCCGGGGCAUCUCGGGUCCCUGCGCGGCUUCCAAUGGGUUACUGGCGACAACCACACAAGUUACAGCAGGUGGGCGCGGUCCAACGACCAGGCGGCUCCACUCUGCGGCCCGCUGUGCGUCACGGUCUCAACCGCAACAGCGGCUGCACCCGGUGAGCCUGCCUGGGAGGAGCAGCGGUGCGAGACCGAGGCCGACAGCUUCCUCUGCGAGUUCCACUUCACAACGUCCUGCAGGCCUCUGGCGGUGGAUCCCCGAGAUCCCGAGGCUGCUCACAUCUUCAGCACCUACCAAGCCCCUUUCGGGGUCCGUGGUGCGGACUUUCAGACUCUGCCGGUAGGCAGCACCGCUGUGGUGGAGCCCCUUGGCUUGGAGCUAGUGUGUAGGGCCCAGCCUGGAACUUCUGAGGGACACUGGUCUCGGGAAGCGACAGGAGCCUGGGACUGCAGCGUGGAGAAUGGUGGCUGCGAGUACUUGUGCAACCAGAGCACAGGCGAGCCCAGAUGCCUCUGCCCCAGCGGCACCGACCUGCAGGCGGAUGGUCGUUCAUGCAUAAAACCCUUGGUGUCAUCGUGCAACGACCUCUGCGAGCAUUUUUGUGUCAACAGCCCCGACGUGCCAGGCUCCUACUCCUGUAUGUGCGAGACAGGCUACCAACUGGCGGCGGACCAACACCGGUGCGAGGAUGUGGACGAUUGUAAGCAGGGGCCCAAUCCAUGCCCGCAGCUCUGUGUCAACACCAAGGGUGGCUUUGAAUGUCUCUGCUAUGAUGGCUAUGAGUUUGUGGAUGGAGAGUGUGUGGAGAGCCUAGAUCCGUGCUUCGGAUCUAACUGCGAAUAUCAGUGCCAGCCAGUGAGCCCCACCGAGUACCGUUGUAUCUGUGCUGAGGGCUUUGCACCUAAACCCCACGAACCUCAAAGUUGCGAAAUGUUCUGCAAUGAAAGUUCAUGCCCGGCAGACUGUGACCCUAACACCCCUGAGUUUUGCCAUUGCCCUGAAGGCUUCAUCCUGGACGAAGGUGCCAUAUGCGUGGACAUUGACGAGUGCAGUCAAGGAGAAUGCUCCGCCGGCAGUGAGUGUCGAAAUCUUCCGGGCUCCUAUGAGUGCAUCUGUGGGCCUGACACGGCCCUUGUCGGCCAGGUUACCAAGGACUGUGACCCCAUCCCUGUUAAUAAAUACAAUGAGGACUCCGGCUCUGGGGAGCUCCCGGUCAGUCCGACGCCAGGCUUUCCAACAGGUCCGCCGUCUGCAAAGCCAGUGAAUUCUGGCGUGCUCAUUGGCACCUCCAUCGCCAGCCUGUCCCUGGUGGUGGCGCUUUUGGCGCUUCUUUGUCACCUGCGCAAGAAGCAGGGAGCGGCGCGUGCACAGCUGGAGUACAAGUGCGCAUCACCAGCCAAGGAGGUAGUACUGCAGCAGGUGAGGACUGAUCGGACGCUGCAGAAGUUCUGAGGGACUUUGCCCCAGAGACCCAGGUUGCCUUUGUCUUUCCUGGUUCAGUACCUCUUCUCUCUCUCUCUCCGGCCCUCCCAGCUGUGCUCCCUGACAACUUAAAAGCGUCCCCGCUGCCAAGAUAACCGGAGAAGACCUUACCCCAUCCCCAUGAGAAGCAGGGGUGGGGAGGACUUGAAGUGAGAGAGCCCAGCUUCUUCCAAGUCCAUACUGAACAACUGGGCGGGCGGAGGUCGCAAAUACACAGUGAAGAGUGUCCCAGGCCCUCACCUCAGAGUGUAGGAUGUGUAGGCGCUGCUGAUCUUUAGCCUUUAGGCAAAAAGCUUGACGUCACGGGCUAGAGAUGACCCAGAUAUUUAUUUUUUUAGAGUACUUAGAUAUUCUUCCCUUUGGUUUUCCCUGUCUGUAAGUCUCCAGUCCGCCCACCCUUUCUCUGUCCCUCUAUGCCUUCCCCUCCCCUUCACACUCUCCCUUUCUCAUUUUUCUGCCCCCCAAAUCUGAUCUUACUUUGCUUUCACCCUUCUCUCCAGACAAAACUCUUAUGUGAAACAGAAAAGAAACACUAAACGCAGAAAGUUUUCUUUUUCACCGGCUUUGGCAAUUUAAUUGGAAAAUUCAGGUUUCCAGAGCAAAAUAAUUUUAAGGAAAGUUAAAAUGCUAUAGCUGAACACUAGUUAAUAGUGCUGGAAUGUCACAGAAAUUAAAUUCAAGGAGGUUGGGUUUUUUUGUUUUGUGUUUUUUCAUCUUUAUUGUUGAAAAGGUGAGCCUGGGUUUUAUUGUUGUUGCUGUUGUUUUGAUUUAGAAUGACCAAAAGGUAAUUAUUGUUAAGCUUUUUGUAUGCCGGCUCCUAUAGUGUUACUUAUUUUUGACAGUGUUGAAAAUGUUCAGAUGAGCCUUCCUCCAACGUUUUGGUGUUGCAAUAGGACAUUGCCAUCUUCAGACGUAUUGGGCCACAUUCAUAGCUAUCCUGGGAUGUAUGUGGUCCUUAGGCUGGACAUAUCUGAGACUGACAGAUGGAAGCAUCUUCCAGAAAAAUUUUGAGUUAUGUGCUUUGUGCCUAGCUGACUCUCAACUGCUCUUGCCACUUACAGUCCCAAAUAAAAGCAGUAUGAUGCUUAGGGAGAUAUGGGAACUUGGGAAUAGAGCCUGGAGGGUGCCUAGAUAUGGCCUUGUCUUAAUGAGGUUCUUGGACAAUAUCUUCUACUUCAGAGGGACCUUUUAGCCCUGGCCACUGGCCCAUGAACAAGAAUUGGAACCUCCCUUGGGAUCUGGCUAGAAUUGCAAAAUCCUAAGCUCACCCUCCCCACUUACAAGAAGCUGCAUUUUAACAACUUUCUGGAGAACAUUAAAUGUCAGUUAAUAAUAAGUAGCAGGCCAUGGUAGGCCAUUUAUUAUUAAGAAACUGAGGAAUUUUUCACUGCAUAGCUUUGCUUUCUGUCUAAAAAAAAAAUGACUAGGUACACACCUCUAGAUAUUACCACACAGGGUCCAGAAGGGUUUUGGUUUAACUAAGCUAGGAAUGAACUCAUAUGUCAGUGUAAGAAACAAAUGUAUCAUAUGUGUAUCUUUUGUAAGGAAAGGUUUUUCUUUACUGUUUUGUAAGCUCGGCGUAUUUGUACAUAUUUAUUUAUUGGAGUUUAGCUAGAACACAGGCAAAGCCUUUGCUUAUGAUGUCACAUGUACAAAAUAAACAG
Messenger RNA from Peromyscus eremicus (cactus mouse), 3607 nucleotides. RefSeq names its product thrombomodulin (gene Thbd). NCBI's taxonomy places the organism in Eukaryota, Metazoa, Chordata, Mammalia, Rodentia, Cricetidae. Gene Ontology annotation, cellular component: membrane. Gene Ontology annotation, molecular function: calcium ion binding; transmembrane signaling receptor activity. The coding region runs from base 177 to 1913 and encodes 578 amino acids. The record is from RefSeq and is a predicted model, not a curated record. The transcript has a single exon.